This is a messenger RNA of Triplophysa rosa, 3450 nucleotides long. RefSeq names its product small G protein signaling modulator 3 (gene sgsm3). Gene Ontology annotation, molecular function: protein binding. The transcript is spliced from 21 exons. Bases 266 to 2533 code for a protein of 755 amino acids. The record is from RefSeq and is a predicted model, not a curated record. NCBI's taxonomy places the organism in Eukaryota, Metazoa, Chordata, Actinopteri, Cypriniformes, Nemacheilidae.
ACUGUGCGCGACACGAGCAGGUGUAUGACGUAAAACAGUCGGUCAAUGCAGUUAACCGUCCGCCAUCAGAAAACCUGUGUAACAUUUACACACAUCUCAUACCUAAAAACACAGCCGCGGUAUAUUCGCGUAAUUUCAUCACGCGGUGAAGCUGUAAUUACAGGAGAUUCAACAUGACAUAGGGGUCUUUGGAAUCUGACCUGACCUGCUCUGAACGGUCUCCUCUUUUUAGACGCCAGAGAAACAUUUUUCAAACUCUACGAUCAUGUCAAGUAGUUAUACUCCAGCCCCUGGGGGCCCUUUUUCGGCGCUCACUCCAAGCAUGUGGCCUCAGGAGAUCUUGGCGAAGUAUUAUCAGAAAGACCCCAGUAUGGAAUCCGAACUGCAGUACGAUGAUUUUGGGUUCCGGAUUGAUAGUGAAGAUGGGGGUGAGACACGAAAAUGGUUGCGUGGUGAAGGAUCCCCCCAGAGAGAAGACCCUCAGCAAAGACUUCGCUGGCAGGCCCACCUGGAGUUCACACACAACCACACUGUAGGAGACCUGACGUGGGACAAGAUCUCUCCUACCUUACCCCGGUCAGAUCGUCUUCGGACCCUCGUGCUGGGGGGGAUACCGCACAGCAUGAGACCACAGUUAUGGAUGCGUUUGUCUGGGGCCCUGCAGAAAAAAAGAACGUCUGAAAUUUCCUACAGAGAAAUAGUUAAAAACAGCUCGAAUGACGACACCACAGCAGCCAAACAGAUAGAGAAAGAUCUCUUGCGGACGAUGCCCACUAAUGCGUGCUUCAACACUUUUUCGAGUGUGGGGGUGCCCAAGCUCAGGCGGGUCCUGAAAGGGCUGGCGUGGCUGUAUCCAGACAUUGGCUACUGCCAGGGCACAGGCAUGGUGGUGUCGUGUCUGCUACUGUUCCUAGAGGAGGAGGAUGCUCUGUGGAUGAUGUGCGCUUUGAUAGAAGACCUGCUGCCACCUUCGUACUUCUCCUCCACUCUGCUGGGCGUGCAGACCGACCAGCGGGUGCUCCGACAGCUCAUAGUUCAGUACCUGCCUCGUCUGGACCAGCUGCUGCAGGAGCACGACAUCGAGCUGUCUUUAAUCACGCUGCACUGGUUCCUCACUGCGUUCGCAAGUGUGGUGGACAUCCGUAUCUUGCUGCGAAUCUGGGACCUGCUCUUCUAUGAGGGCUCCGUAGUGCUGUUUCAGGUUACACUGGGAAUGCUGAAGGUCAAGGAAGACGAGCUCGUGUCCUCUGAGAACUCAGCGUCCAUCUUUAACACGCUGUCAGAUCUGCCCAGUCAGUUAGAGGAUGGGGCGGCAGUGCUGGGAGAAGCCGUGCGUCUGGCAGGGUCUCUGUCUCAGGAAAGCCUCGAUGCACACAGACAUAAACAUCUAGCUUAUAUUCUGGCAGAGCAGGCCCAGCUCAACUCCAACAACUCCCAUUCCCUCAACACAAACCUCAACAAGGUGGUCCGCAGACAGAGCCUGCGCAGGAAGUCCACCCUGAGUUCGCUUCUGUUCGGGGAGGAUGAGGUUGAGGCACUGAAGGCCAAAAACAUUAAGCAGACAGAGCUGGUGGCAGUGCUGAGGGAAGCUAUCGGCCACACCGCUGAACAUUUUCACUGCCUGGACCCACGCAACUGCAGCACUGAUUUGACACCUGACUACUCUAUGGAGAGUCAUCAAAGGGAUCAUGAGAACUUCCUGGUUGUGUCUCGGAAUCGACGGAGACGAGCCAAAGCCUUAUUGGACUUUGAACGGCAUGACGAUGAUGAACUGGGCUUCCGGAAGAAUGACAUCAUCACGAUCAUCUCACAGAAAGAUGAGCACUGCUGGGUGGGAGAGCUGAACGGUCUGAGAGGUUGGUUUCCUGCUAAAUUUGUGGAAGUCCUGGAUGAAAGAAGUAAAGAGUAUUCACUGGCAGGAGAUGACACUGUAACCGAGGCAGUGAAUGACUUGGUUCGAGGGACAUUGUGUCCUGCACUCAAGGCUAUUUUUCAGCACGGCCUGAAGAAGCCCUCCAUAUUGGGUGGACCAUGUCAUCCGUGGCUCUUCAUUGAAGAGGCGGCCAGCAGAGAAGUGGAGAGGGACUUUAACUCAGUUUACUCCAGACUGGUGCUGUGUAAGACCUACAGGUUAGAUGAAGAUGGGAAGGUGCUCACACCGGAAGAGUUGCUUUACAGAGCGGUGCAGUCUGUCAACAUGAGCCAUGAUGCUGUACAUGUUCAAAUGGAUGUAAAGUUCCGCUCUCUCCUUUGUGUGGGGUUGAAUGAGCAGGUGCUGCACCUGUGGUUGGAGGUACUGUGUUCCUGUAUGAGUGCCGUAGAGAAAUGGUACCAUCCCUGGUCUUUCCUGCGCAGUCCUGGCUGGGUCCAGAUAAAGUGUGAACUCAGAGUUCUCUCAAAGUUUGCCUUCAGUCUCUCCCAAGAUUGUGAGCUGCCUACCAAAAAAGAGGAAAAUGAGCAAAAACCUCUUAAGGAGGGAGUUCAGGACAUGCUGGUGAAGCAUCACCUCUUCAGCUGGGAUAUAGACGGCUAGACCAGCGCCUCUCAUCCAUAUCCUGUGAUGUACAUGAAUAGCCAAAUCCCACUCUUCUUUUCAAAUCAUCUGCAGAAAUACAGGGACCAGAUAUGAACAUUUAUUUUCUAUCACAUUAAAAUGGUGUUUAUGUGUCUUGGUACAUUAUAUAUGCAGAGGGCUUUACUCUUCUGACAUUAUUGUCUGUAUGUAGAUGUAAAAAAGGAACGCACCUUUUGAAACCAAACUGAGGAAAGGGCCUGAGAGUGAUCUGCCUGCUAGCACUUCCUCUUUCUCUUGAAAGAUAGAUGUUGCACCAUUUGGGCAGGAUUACAGAGAUCACAAAUUAAUGUUAGACUCACACACCUUGUCCGUUUACUCUUGCUAUGUCCAACAAUUAAAAUCUUAAAAAGUUAAGAUCUUCCAAAAAUGUUGGAAUCAGCAGUCACUCUGUUGUUUUAGUGUGACUAAAUCAGCUCCUGUCUGUAAGCUCAAAUGAACAUAAAAUGAUAUCAAAUAAAAGCAAGUUUAAUAAUGGAAGGAGUAGUGAAAACAAAUAUACUGUAAUCGGAUCUCUGUCUCUCGUGUCCCAACUGAAAUUGUCACAGCUGAAGAGUGUAGUUUAAAAACACCUGUGGGGGCUGUGAAGAAUGAGUGAUUCAUUGUUGGCUGGAGUUACAUAUAGUUACAAAAGUAGUAUUUACUUUUUGUAUGUAAAUUAGAUGAAGGUAUCAUUAGAAUGUGAGUCCCGUGCAUUACUCAUGAAUUGCAGGCUUUAAGUCAGAAUGAUGUAGCAGAAUCUCUUCUGCAACUUUGUGAAACGCAACGUCACUGUAAUGAUUCCUUUUAGUUCCUGAAAUGGCUGCUGAACAGAAAAGUCUGCAGUGGUUUGGCACAACUCGCAGGACUUUUGAUCAUAUUUACAUGCACGGUGUAUG